AUGUCGAACGUCAAAGAUCUGCUUAAGGAGGCCAAGGUCGAAUUGUCUAGAGAGGAUUAUGUUGAAGCUGUAAAGAUUUGCAAGAAAGUUCUGAAUGCUGACAAGGAGAAUUACUUUGCCCAUGUGUUCAUGGGUAAGUCAUACUCUAACAUGGAUAACAGGAUCCAAGAUGCGAUUGAUCACUAUAACAAAGCUAUAGAGUUGCUACCUGAAGAAUUACUGGCGUGGAAAGGUCUUUAUCUUGUUUUCAAAGAAAGUGAUGUAAUACCAAGUAUUGUAAAUUUUGACACAUAUUUCGAAUUCUGUGGUGGGUAUGCAAGAGCAUUAGCCAAUAAAGGUGUUUCACAAGUGGAUUUAAUUCAUGAUAUCAGAGUUUUUCGUAAGACCCAUACUGAUUGUGAAGAAUCGUUCCUUAGACACAUGGUACCAGGAACACCAACUGCGGAACAACUAGCACGUCAUUUGAUUUCAGCACAAGAUGCAAUUUCAGGAUUAAUUAGAAUCUUAAACUCCAAGCAACAAGAUCAAAUUUCUAAGCAUGUGAGCCGUGAAAGAUUAAAAUUAAGUGCAAAUGAUCCAAGUUAUCAGGGAAAGAUUAAUACGCUGUCUUGGGAAGUUUACAAAGAUUCAGAAUUAGACGAUUUGUACAACCAAUUGAUCAAUAUCACAGAUGAUGAUGAACAGAGAAGUAAUUUGGAAGCUCAAUGGUUAGAAUAUAGACUCAAAGUAUUGAAAUCUACUCCACAAAAUCUCAAGGGCUCAUCUUUUGAAAAAUUGAAAAGGAUGACCGAAGAUAUGGUUCUGGUAGACCAUGCAUCCAUAAGACCAUGGAAAUUGUAUUUUGAAUGGCAGGAUUACGAAAAUUUAGAUUCAAUGGAUAUGGAUCUCAUUAUGAAGUUCUUUAGAAAAUUCCCUAUAGAACCACUAGCGGUUAUCCUAUACGCUUGGGUCUGCUCUAAUUUCUCACAAUACGAUACUAAAAAAUUGCAAACAGAAGCAGAGAAGAAAUCCAGCGCUCAGGAUGAAACUAAUGAAUUGAAUGAGAUAGAUGAAAGUGAGAAGCGUGCUCUCAAGGAAAUGAUGGAAGCAGAAAAUGAUACCACCACAAUGGCUGAAGAUGAGGUUAUGACUGCACUGAUGGAUAACAUCACAAGGGCUCAGAGUAGUGCAUUAGCUCACCGAAUAGUUUCACAGUAUUACAUAUAUUCUAAGGAAAAUGAAGCUGCUCUUACUUACGUGAAGAAAGGUGCUUCCUUAGUGGCAUAUGAAGUUCGGGAUUAUGGUGCUCAUCUAGUGAAUUCUAAAAGAGAAUUCACAUUGAAAUUGGCAACGCUUUACAUCUAUAUUGAUUCUCCUAAGAACCAUUCCCUAGCGCUAAGCUUGUUUGAGAAAGUAUUAAAGGAAAACCCGGAAAACACACAAGCGAAAAUGGGAAAGGGUCUAAUUUUCAUGGAAAGACAGAAUUAUACAGAUGCAAAACUCUUACUUUCAGAAGUCAUUAGCCAAUAUGCAGAUAAUUUGGAAUUUCUUUCAGAGUUAGCGUGGUGUGAAGCUUGUUUGGGAAAUCUAGACGAGUCCAUUGGUAUCUUGAACAAAGUUUUAACUUCUCUACAAGGGACCGAUUUAAGAACUUCUGCCUUUAGGGCCUUAAACAUUUGGAGAUUGGCGAAGACUCAUGUGUUGAAGCAAGAAAAGGAAAACCCUGAAGACCAAAAAUACGUCAAAAUUGCCUUUAGACUAUUGAUUCAAUCGAUCAAAGUACUAGAUACAUAUGCUCCAAAUUAUUCCGCAUUAGGUGAUAUCUACAACAGAUUUUACAAAGAUGGAGUAAGAGCUUUUAAAUGUUUCUAUAAGGCAUUUGAACUUGAUGAUUCGGAUUUAAUGGCUGCUAGAUACAUGUCUGAAAACUACACAGAGUUGGGUAAUUGGCAAGCUGCUCGUGUAGUAUGCGAAAGACUAGUAGGAUCAGAAAGAGCCAAGAGAGCUCUGCAAACGGUCAAUUGGCCAUUUAGAGUCAUAGGUAUCGCAUACCUAGAAGGCCAACAGGAGGCAAAUUCUAUUGAAUGGUUCCAAUCCGCCUUAAGAGUUAAUCAAUCUGAUGUAGAAGCCUGGGUUGGAUUGGGACAAGCCUACUACGCUUGUGGUCGUAUCGAGGCUUCCAUAAAAGUAUUCGAAAAAGCUAUUGAAUUAGAUUCAGAGCAUCAUUACGCCAAAUAUUUAAAGGCACAAUCACUUUCCCUAAUGGGUCAAUUCGAUGAAGCAAUCGACAUUUUAAAUGCAUUAACCGAAAUUUUACCUCAAGAAACGAUCUUCCAAAUGACCAAGGCAACCAUUUUGGUGAACUAUGCUCAUGAUUUGUAUUCUCAAGGGUUUUUAAUGAAAUCAGUAGCAACUGCCGCUGAUGCAAUUGGUAUUAUGCAAUUUAUUGCAACCGAGUUAUCUUUCUAUGGCCAAGCCUUGUGGAUUGGAAUAUUAAAGGCUUUGAAACUAUUCAUUUGGGUGGAAUCUAAAGUUGGUGAUCUUCCAGUAGAAGCUUUAAUCUCUACCUUUGGUGCCGUGUCUACUUCGAAUCAAGUUUUAAAUUCCAUUGAUGAGCUGGAUGGUAUCACACUAGACAACAUUUUGUCAGAAAUUGAAGACAGUAGUAUAUCCAUCGCUUGCAAACUAUUGAUCUUAUCAGCGAAAUAUGCUGUCGCAACAACUACUUAUGAAGCAUUGACAAGAACUGUGAGAUCUUCUCUUUGGUAUAACAUAGGGACAUCUGAACUGUCUGCUUACCACAUUUUGAAGAAUGACAAAUUUAGAGAUUCUGCAAUCGCAUCUUUCAAAAAAUCUAUUCAAUACCAAUCUAAUACAGUCGAGUCCUGGAUGGGAUUGGGUAUCGCCACGAUGGAUGUCAACUAUCGAGUUGCUCAACACUGUUUCAUUAAAUGUACCGCAAUGGCGCCUAAGGAGGGUUCAGUAUGGUUCGAUCUGGCAUUGCUGGCACUGCAAAAUAAUGAUGCAGAAUUCGCUCUAACUGUGCUAAAUAAGUCACAGAGCAUUGCGCCUCAAGAUUCUUCUCCAUGGCUAGGUAAUGCCUUGAUCUUGGAGAAACAGGGCAAGAUAAAGGAAAGUUGUAGAAUGUUCGCACAUGCGUUUAUUUUGUCCAAUGGUAGAUCCAAGGCAGCUCAACUCUAUUUUGCUAAAUCAGUACUUCAAAAUCGCAUUGGUUAUUCGGGUGAUGAAAGAGAUAUUUCCGCAGUGGAGGAACUGUCAGCGGUGGUUCACGGUCUGGACCAAUACUUUAAGAAAUCUCCAUCCGACUCCUUUGCUCUUCAAUGCGCACUACUAGCUUUGGAAAGAUUACGUAUUUUCCCUUACGCAACUGGUGUUGCUGACAGACUGGUUCGUUUAAUCGAAUCCCGUUUCGAGAAGGGUCAAGAUAAUGAUGAGCUUUACAAUUUCGCGGUAGUCAAAGCGCAAAUUGCUCGUGUUCAACUGGGUCUAGGUCAAUACGAUGCCGUGAUUGAAAAUGCAGACUUAUCGAGAAGCAUUUUGGUGGAUUUUGAGAACGAAAAUAACACUUCGAUUUUUGUCUCUAAUCAUAUCUGUCUAGCAUUAGCAUACUUCUUCUCAGAUAAUUUUGAUGAGACUUUAACCCAUUUGGAGGAGUUGUUAAGAUUAUCUAAGGAAUCCAAACAUCUCGUUAUUUUGAUCUCUAAGCUUCUGUACUCAGUUGGUUCUGAGGAUACGAAGACAAUUGCGAUUGAAGAAUUAACUGAAUGUCUCUCCAAUAAAAAUGGUGACCUGAUACUAUGCUUGACGCUAGCGGCAAUAGCAUUACUUGAGGGAAAACGCGAAGAUAUGUCCAUCGUCUUCGGCAGACUCCGUGAAACGCCAUUAGAAGAUGUAAUAGCGGAUGAACACCGUGAUCUACCCUAUUUGAUGGAUCUUCUAUACAAAAAGCUGUCUCAUGGUAAAUCUACAGGUAAUGGCGUAUCAUGGCAGAGAUCUGCGUUCUUUUUCAUGAACGAUAACAAAGUAUGGACCGAUUUGAGCAAGAAAAUUCAACAAAGAGUUGCCUCAGAUGGCCAAAACAAAGUAACUUCUCGCCAAUUGAGUGAUUGUUAUUGGUCACAAAAGAAUUUGAAAAGCAUACAAAGGAGUAUUUUCCUUUGCCCUGAUAAUGCAUCUGCUGUGUCUGCACUCAACCAGUGCUUUUAA
Messenger RNA from Zygosaccharomyces rouxii, 4206 nucleotides. It is a transcript of the gene SKI3, whose product is annotated as SKI complex subunit tetratricopeptide repeat protein SKI3. The record is from RefSeq and is a predicted model, not a curated record. NCBI's taxonomy places the organism in Eukaryota, Fungi, Ascomycota, Saccharomycetes, Saccharomycetales, Saccharomycetaceae. Gene Ontology annotation, molecular function: protein binding. Bases 1 to 4206 code for a protein of 1401 amino acids. Gene Ontology annotation, cellular component: Ski complex. The transcript has a single exon.